Molecule: messenger RNA, 5234 nt
Organism: Delphinapterus leucas (beluga whale)
Lineage: Eukaryota; Metazoa; Chordata; Mammalia; Artiodactyla; Monodontidae
Source: RefSeq, a predicted model, not a curated record
CCCACACCAGCGCGUUGCUUCAAAACAUCGCGAGAUUUUCUUCUUUAAGUCUCCGCCCCUCUACGGCACGAUGGUCGCACAAGAAUGUGAUACAGCCUCGGCGGCCGCCAUUUUCUUUCUUUCUUAGCAGUUGGUUGAGAGGUCCCUGCGAAGAAGCGGUAGCGGCCACUGUAGAGUAGGCAUGGCAGAUUAUUCAACAGUGCCUCCACCCUCGUCUGGCUCAGCUGGUGGUGGAGGCGGCGGCGGUGGUGGUGGAGGAGUUAACGAUGCUUUCAAAGAUGCGCUGCAGAGAGCCCGACAGAUUGCAGCAAAAAUUGGAGGUGAUGCUGGUACAUCACUGAAUUCAAAUGACUAUGGUUAUGGGGGACAGAAAAGACCUUUGGAAGAUGGAGAUGGCUCUUGGACAAGUCCGAGCAGUACAACACACUGGGAGGGAAUGCCCUCUCCUUUUAAAGAUCAGCCAGAUGCUAAGAAAGUUGCUCCUCAAAAUGACUCUUUUGGAACACAGUUACCACCGAUGCAUCAGCAGCAAAGCAGGUCUGUAAUGACAGAAGAAUACAAAGUUCCAGAUGGGAUGGUUGGAUUUAUAAUUGGCAGAGGAGGUGAACAGAUCUCACGCAUACAACAGGAAUCUGGAUGCAAAAUACAGAUAGCUCCUGACAGUGGUGGUCUUCCAGAAAGGUCUUGUAUGUUAACUGGAACCCCUGAGUCUGUCCAAUCAGCAAAACGGUUACUGGACCAGAUUGUUGAAAAAGGAAGACCAGCCCCUGGCUUCCAUCAUGGUGAUGGGCCAGGAAAUGCGGUUCAAGAAAUCAUGAUUCCAGCUAGCAAAGCAGGAUUAGUCAUUGGAAAAGGGGGAGAGACUAUUAAACAACUUCAGGAACGGGCUGGAGUUAAAAUGGUUAUGAUCCAAGAUGGACCUCAGAACACUGGUGCUGACAAACCUCUUAGGAUUACAGGGGACCCAUACAAAGUUCAACAAGCCAAGGAAAUGGUGUUAGAAUUAAUUCGUGAUCAAGGUGGUUUCAGAGAAGUUCGAAAUGAGUAUGGGUCAAGAAUAGGAGGAAAUGAAGGAAUAGAUGUCCCCAUUCCAAGAUUUGCUGUUGGCAUCGUAAUAGGAAGAAAUGGAGAGAUGAUUAAAAAAAUACAAAAUGAUGCUGGUGUUCGAAUUCAGUUUAAGCCAGAUGACGGAACGACACCAGAUAGAAUAGCACAAAUAACAGGACCUCCAGACCGAUGUCAACAUGCUGCAGAAAUUAUUACAGACCUUCUCCGAAGUGUUCAGGCUGGUAAUCCUGGUGGACCUGGGCCUGGUGGUCGAGGAAGAGGUAGAGGUCAAGGCAACUGGAACAUGGGACCACCUGGUGGACUACAGGAAUUUAAUUUCAUUGUACCAACUGGAAAAACUGGAUUAAUAAUAGGAAAAGGAGGUGAAACCAUAAAAAGCAUAAGCCAACAGUCUGGUGCAAGAAUAGAACUUCAGAGAAAUCCUCCACCUAAUGCAGAUCCUAAUAUGAAGUUAUUUACAAUUCGUGGCACUCCACAGCAAAUAGACUAUGCUCGGCAACUCAUAGAAGAAAAGAUUGGUGGCCCAGUAAAUCCUUUAGGGCCACCUGUACCCCAUGGGCCCCAUGGUGUCCCAGGCCCCCAUGGGCCUCCUGGGCCCCCUGGGCCUGGAACUCCGAUGGGACCAUAUAACCCUGCACCUUAUAAUCCGGGACCACCUGGCCCUGCUCCUCAUGGUCCUCCAGCCCCUUAUGCUCCCCAGGGGUGGGGAAAUGCGUAUCCACAUUGGCAGCAACAGGCCCCUCCAGAUCCAGCUAAAACAGGAACAGAUCCAAAUUCAGCAGCUUGGGCUGCUUAUUAUGCUCACUAUUAUCAACAACAAGCACAGCCACCGCCUGCAGCUCCUGCCGGUGCACCAACUACAACCCAAACCAAUGGACAAGGAGAUCAACAGAAUCCAGCUCCAGCUGGACAGGUUGAUUAUACCAAGGCUUGGGAAGAGUACUACAAGAAAAUGGGUCAAGCAGUUCCUGCCCCUACUGGUGCUCCACCAGGUGGUCAGCCAGAUUAUAGUGCAGCCUGGGCUGAGUACUAUAGACAACAAGCAGCCUACUACGCCCAGACAAGUCCCCAGGGAAUGCCACAGCAUCCUCCAGCACCUCAGGGCCAAUAAUAAGAAGUGGACAAUACAGUAUUUGCUUCAUUGUGUGGGGGAAAAAAACCUUUGUUAAAUAUAUGGAUGCAGACGGCUUGAUGAAGAUCUUAAUUUUGUUUUUGGUUUAAAAUAGUGUUUUUUCUUUCUUUCUUUCUUUCUUUUUUUUCUUUUUUUUUUUUUGAAAAUGUACAAAAUAUCUAUCACUACUGAUAGGAGGUUAAUAUUUCUGUGUAGAAAUGAAAAUUGGUUUGUUUUUAGUAUUUAGUGUAGAUGUACACAUUCCAGCAAAUGUAUUUGCAACUAUUAUGUGGUCAAUGCUUUGUGAUAUAAAUGUACUUUUUUCAAUGUAUACUUUCACUUUUAAAAUGCCUGUUUUGUGCUUUACAAUAAAUGAUAUGAAACCUCCUGUGUCGGUAAGUUGGAUAUGUGGGUAUUUAAAGGAUUCAUAAUUUCUUAGCAAUGAUAAAUUAAGAUACAUAUACACAAAUAUAUAAGCUUUCCCCAUGAAAUAUUAAUUUGAGUUUUUAAACACUGGCAUGUUUUUUUCCCCCUUGCAGUAUAGUAGUAGAUUGGAGGAUCUUUUCCAUUUAUUGUAUUUGGCUGUUUCAGCACAAGUAAUCCUGAUAUCUUCAUUUUUUUCCCCUUCUGUUUGAUUAAAAACUGCAUGUGUGUACAGUGAUCUUUUGGCAUACUUCCAUUGCAUUAACAGUGAAAUUUCCUUUUAUACAUGACCACUGUUUCAGACCUGUACUGCUGCUAUAACAGUUAACCUUUCUGUUUUUAAUUUGAUAAUUACUUGAUUUCCAAGACUGUUUCAGUUUUCGGAUAGUGAAUAUGAGUAGUCUAUAAUAAGAACAGUUUUUUCAUGUAAAGCAGCUCUUGCAAAUGUAUACAAUAUUAGAGUGUUUCUUUCUAAAUUUAGGGUAGAAAAAGUAGUAGUGUGCAAAAAGUAUAGCUACAGUGCAUCUGCCAUUGAAACAUUAUUGGGGUAUGAAAAUGUUCAAGCUUUUUUUUUCUUUUUUUUCUUUUUGCAGUAUAGAUAAGCUUUGUUUUGUAAAUGCACAAGUCCAAUCAUUGAAUCAACUUAAUUUUUUUAUGUACUUAAAAUCAUUUUAUUACUCUAUAACACUCAUGCUGAAGUUCUGAUAUUUUGUUGAAAUCCAUUGUUUUACUCUUUGCAUAUUUGUUGGCUCUUUGCAUAUUAAUAUAUUAGACUACAUGCAAAUACAGUCUGUCUUGCCAUUGUCUGUUGAAGUGCAGGUUUGAUCCAGCCAGUAUAGAACUAGCUCUGUAGGGGUGAGGAGGACUGUGCUGUGUAUCAUCCUUGAUUGUGUUCCUUCAAGGAGCAUUGCACUGUAAGUACAUCAGAAUGACAAAUUGAUGAACUGCAACAGUAUCUUUUUGUCAAUGUUCCACAUAAUGCAAAUGCCAUACUUUGUGUGAAUAUUAUGUUGGAAUACAGUGCCUAUAUCUUGGAAAACCAUAACUGCUUCUUAAUUUAACAUAGAAUAAUUCAUAGGUCUGUAUUUUUUUUUUAAAGUGAGCUUAAUGGGUAAGUAUUUUUGAUAUGCUUUAGCUAUAGCUAAAGAAAACUGAUCAUUAACAAAGUUGAAUAGUAUUACUCAUUGGUGCUCCUAAAAUAUAUUGUUUUUCAGUGUAAAACAUGCAUAUCUUAUAUAUUAAUAUGAAAGACUUGAAAUGUAUCAGACAGAGUGGUUUUCAGUUUGCAAAUAUUAAGCAAUGUAGUGGUUUUAACACCAUUUCCUAUAUAUAUAUACUAGUUCUUUCAUUGGUGGGGGAGCACCAUUUGCUGUUCUGAAUAUACUAUAAAGAAAGAUGUGCAAGGACAUAAAUGUUGAGAUUACUUAUAGGGUAGAAAAUAGCAGUACAGUUCAUUGUAGAUGUUUUGAAAUGUUGUUUGACUGUUUUAUAGAACCUAGAGUGACUUCCCUUACCCUUAUUUAGAUAUGGAUAUGUAGUUCUAGCUUCAAGUUUAAUAGUUAAGGAGUUAUCUGUUAUCUUUAAGAGUAGGGUAUUGAUGUGAACAGUUUCAGUAUUUUGCAUGAUACUGUUUUAUAGAUGAACUUUUAGGAAAGUGGUACAUUAAUUAAACUGAAGAGAUCAGUUGGAUUCAAUAUCAUAACUCACAAAUUGGAGGCUGUUGAUUUUGAUUCAUUUAAGGUUUAAAAUCUUUAUUAAUUGCAAACAGUGCAAUUAUUUAUACUUCACAGUGCCUUCCCAGACCUUCCACCUUAGGUUCUGCUGCAAAAAGCAACAGGUAAGCACAACCUAAGGACAUAUAUAAAUAAAUAUUUCAGUACAUUAAUGUUGUCCCUGUGAGGUUUUUGUGGUUGUGUAUUCAAAAGCAAUCUGCUACUGCUUCCCCAAAGUGUAUUUUGUUAUUUAUGCUACCAUUUCAGUGGAAAGUCUUUAAGUUGUUCAAACAACUGUUUACAUUUCUGGGUAAUGUUUUUUAUUUUAAUUUUUUAAAUUAAAACGGGAAAAAAUGAUGAGUAGAUUGCUGCUGUAAUUAAACUACAUCCGAACUUUUCCCAAAUAUAGAAGAAUUGUUAAAAUUUUAAAAAGGACAGUUACAUAGGUUUCAGGAUUUAGGAAAUCAUUUGGUCAGACACUUCAACAGCCUUCACAAUCUGUUUAUGAUUGACAAGACAUUUUCUUUGCCCUCCAAAGCUAUGGAGUCUUUAUUUUUUUUCUUAUUCUUGAACCGUAGUAACUCAGUAAGGACAUUAUGGGUCAAGAAUUUCAUUAUGACUUUUUUUUAGACAAUUCAGUUUUCAUAACUUUUAUAUAUACACUGAAAAAGGAAAAAAAUUAUAAGAAAUACUGGCAGUAUGUUUUGGUAAAGGCAUGUGCAUCAGUGAAAUGUUAACUGUAUAGCAAAUAACCUUUCAUAAUCUGUAUAGCAACCAAUAUUUUUCUGGUUUAUAAUACUUUAAUAACUGACGCUGCAUUUUAUUUUUUGCCAGUUUAAAAUGUUUGUGUGUUCUUAUAGAUGAUUUUAACUGGUACAUAUUUUGAGUUAAGAUGAAUGUAUUAAAGCAGCAUCAUAUCA